Molecule: messenger RNA, 3046 nt
Organism: Penaeus indicus
Lineage: Eukaryota; Metazoa; Arthropoda; Malacostraca; Decapoda; Penaeidae
Exons: 4
Coding region: 1-2556 (851 amino acids)
Biological process (GO): DNA integration
Molecular function (GO): nucleic acid binding
Source: RefSeq, a predicted model, not a curated record
AUGUUAAAUGAAUGUAUUUUUUCUGAUCUAACUUCCCCAAAUCCACAUUUAAUAGCAGACCAUGAGCAAGCUUAUGCUCUUCCUCAUGGAUUAAGAGAUCCUUCAGUUCGGCCAAAAUCUAAAGCACCAGCUCAUGCUGUUGGUCCAUUAACUCCUCCCGAUGAUAACGAAGGAAAUGUGAAUCGACCUCAAGGAAAUAUACCUUCUACAGUACUUGAGAGUGUACUAAGUCAACAGAAUAAAAUUAUCAAGGAUAAUCUUGUUCUCUCAUCUAAACUAGAUAAGAUUGAAAGCAUGUAUGCAACACUUAGUAGCCAACUAGUGGUUUUGUUACAAGGUAUGAAUAUUCAAACCUCUAGUAAUGAACAAUUGUCCGUGCCAGUUUCUUGCAAUGAUAGUGCAGCACGUGCAAAUGCUAAGGUCUAUGACGAUAGACCUAUACUUACACCAUUAUCUAAACCAGUCUUCGAACCAGAAACCCCAGUUAACCAUAAACCUAUACCAACACCUUGUACCCAGUUUCCUCAAUCCUCGUGUCCUAAUCCUUCCUCUGUGAAACCGACCCCUCUUGCAGCACCAAGGUCUAGUGUAACUUCCGGUAUUAAUGCGUAUAAUAAUGGUAGUAACGUGAUGCCGGUAAGUUUUAAAAUUGCCAAGCAACAAAUACCAAUAUUUGAAGCAAAAUGUUCACUCAAUGAUCCCAUGAAACGACAGGAUGACUUUGAACAAUGGAUUCGUAAGAUUGAAAUUGUCAUUCCAGAGGGACAUGAUGAAACCAGGAUUAAAGUUGCAAAAAUACAUUGUCAAGGUCAUGCUGAAACUAUUGUUAAUAGUGGUCAGUUUGCACAAUUUACUACUUGGAAUGAACUUAGACUGGCUUUAAGGGACAAAUUUGGUAGUUCAGAGGAUUUCUUUAGAAGGAUAGAAUCCAUUAGACUUAAGCAAGGACAGUCGCCUAAAGAUUUCCAUAUUGAACUUGCAGCAGCAGUUCUUUCGGGUGAAGAUGGUCCUUUGACACAACUCGUCACGAAUACAGAACGUAUCUGGCACUACCAGAAUAAUGCAUUUUAUUUGAGGGAAAGAAGACUAUUCUCGGGUGUGUCGUCUGUCAGUUCGAGUCUAGCAACUGCUAAUAGUGAGCCGUACUGCGCUUUCCACCGCUCCAAAGGACACCUCACAAAAGAUUGCAGAGGUGUACAGCCUGACCCUGGUAAGGCCAUAUGUGACCUUCCUACACCCACCAACUCACAGCAGGUUGAAGACUCUCUUUACAAAGAAAUUAUAGAUUUUCUUGAAGGUCGAUCAUUCCCUAAGCGGAAAUUACCUGCAAGAUUGGACGAGUUUGACUUGAUAGAUGGAGUUCUAUAUCACGUCAAAGAAAAGGCUUCUGGUUUGGUAAGUCAGUUAUGUAUUCCUUUGAAAUGCAGAUUACAUGCCCUGGACAUUGCUCAUAAUAGUAAGAUUGCUGGUCAUCCUGGGACCUAUCGUACAUAUAGAAAACUCCAGGAGUUGUAUUAUUUUCCUUGUGCACUUAGUCAUACUAGAAAUUAUGUAAGUAAGUGUCUGACCUGUAAAAAGCGUAAAGCUCAACAAAGGCAUAGAGCGACAUUAGCAGAUGCUCCACUCGCAUUAAGCAUCCUCGAGCGAGUCAGCAUGGAUCUCGUUGAAUUGCCUAAGUCGGACAAUGAUUUCAAGUAUGUCUUAGUCAUUGUAGAUCAGUUAUCACGUUUUACUCAGCUUGUACCUCUUAAAGAUAAACAAGCCGUAACUUUUACAAAUACUUUGAUUAAUGAUUUCAUUACAAUCUUUGGUCCACCACAAGCUUUCAUUUGUGAUAAUGGCACUGAAUUUUCUAAUUCUCUUCUCAGAGCUGUUUGUAAGCUGCUGGAAACUAAGAUAAACUUUACAACCCCUUAUCAUCCAGAAAGUAAUGGGUUAUGUGAAAGGACUAACAGAAUAGUUAAAGAUACUUUAUAUGCACUAACUGAGAAGAAUCUUCGUCUAUGGGACACGAUGAUACCUCAUGUUAGGUUUGCUAUCAACUCUUCAGUUAACAGGUCGGUAAAUAACCAACCCUUAUAUUUGAUGCUUGAACAAUCUAUACAUUAUCCAGUUGGAUUAACAAACAAAUUAACUGUAAAUAAACCUGCUAAUGAAAGAUUUGCAAAGUCAAUUCAUGCACGUGAUGCAGCUGUACUUGCAAGUAAACAAUGUAGAAAAUAUAACAAAGAUUACGUUGCAAGGAAGUCUAUACCUGCUACUGAUUUGGAUGUUGGUAGUCUAAUCUUAAGAAAAAGUCCUUCUCAGAAAGCCACUGGUCUGACGGCACGCUGGACAGGUCCCUUAAGGAUCACAAAGCGCACUGGACCUGUGACUUAUCUGGUGAAAGACUUGGUAAAGAACAGUGUUUAUCGACUUCAUCGUAAUGAUAUGCUGUCCUACGAGGCACAAGACGAACUGGAGAUAGUGAGUCCAGAUGGUGUUCUUGCAGAACACUUUCCUGAUGAUCCGUUAAGUGUUAUGAUGUUAUCUCUUGUGAGAAGAUUUACUGGGUAAUUUGUCCUUAAGUUUAAUGUAUUACAUUGUAAUGUUAAAUAUUCUUUAGGUGAUUGGGUAUAUUGUUUGUAUAAUGUUAGAGAAUCUUUAUUAAAUAAAUCAACAUUCCAGUGCUUGCAUAGAACAGGUCUCUUAUUUUUGUCCACAUGAAAGCUCAUGCCAACUCCCCAACAGAUAUCUGCAUGGUCUGUUCCUGCCGCUGUCCUGAUGAAUUGUUCUGAUCAAUGAAACCAAGUGGAUCUGAUGCUGUUUGCUGCUGUCAUCCCAGUGGAUUGAAUGUCAUGACUUCUUGCAGCCCUGUUCCAGCCUUCGACCACCUUGUGGAGUCCCACGGCUUAGAAUCCUGCCUUAUCUCUGCCCUGAUCUGUUCCUGCUUUCUCUCGUACACUGCCAAGAUGCAAGCUCGCACGCUGAUAAUGGACCUCGGAACCUGAGUACCUGCAACCCUAUGACCCACUGAAUGUGACGCCCAAAGGAUUUCGCACCAGAU